UCCAGUUGGCAGAGUAGUGCGCUCCAUAAGCAGUUUCAGCAAUACAACAAGGAUUUUGCAUAACGAUGAAAGACAUCACCGACCGACUUGCCAGUGACAUCCACGUUCGAAAUGGACCGAACAUGCAGUGAACAUGACAUGGAAGCCACAUUUGUCAGCCACAAGAGGCUUGCGCAAUAGUGGCGCUAACUUCGAAAGCGGCAUGGAAGGUCUCGAACUGCAACCAGGACAUACAAAGUAGCACUUCUUUACGUUCUUAGUGAGUCGGUACUAUUGUCUUCACAACAUGGCAGAAGUAGCCGUGCCAGCUUUUAAGAAACGAACGAACAAGACUUCGAAUAUCCGCAAGCGACCAGCAACGCCGCCGCCAGAAGACUCAGGCUCAGAUUCUGAGCUUACAGAUGACGAGCAAGGCACACGUGUGAAGCGUCGAAAGAAGACCGGAGUCGCCGUCGCAACAGAUGCUCGGAGAGGUCCGUUAGAUCUUAGCAAAAGUACGGCUUUCGAGGCAGAUCGCGCAAAGGUAAUUACGGCGAGCGAAGAUGCCACGAAGACUUCCAAUUGGUACACAGGGGCAGACAGUGCAGAGCGCGCGAGAGGAGUCGCUAGACUGAGGCAAGAAGAUACAACACAAGAAGAUACGGAUGGAACGUACAAAGGCGCAGCGGGGUACUCAAAUUUCAUCCAGAAGAAUGCCGAUGCGCCUGGCAGACAGGUUGGACCUGUAAAGGCGCCUGCAAACGUUCGAACCAUCACCGUCACGGACUUUGCGCCGGACGUCUGCAAAGACUAUAAACAAACAGGCUUCUGUGGGUUUGGCGACAGCUGCAAGUUCCUGCACGCACGCGAGGACUACAAGCAAGGAUGGCAACUGGACAAGGAGUGGGAGAAGGUAGGCAAGGACAGGAAGCCUGGCUCCGCGAAGAAGGGCGACGAUGCUGCAGAUGACGAGGAGAAGAUGUUGGAGAGUAUCCCGUUCAAGUGUAUCAUCUGCAAGGACGACUACCAGCGGCCGGUUGUGACGCGGUGUGGGCAUUACUUCUGCGAGAAGUGUGCGAUGACGCGGUAUAUGAAGGAGAAGAAGAAGACGUGCGCGAAUUGCGGAGCAGAUACUGGAGGCACGUUUAAUGUUGCGCGGAAACUGAAUGAUUUGUUAGGGAAGAAGCGGAAAGGGGAGGAGGCGAAGGAGGAGGAGCAGGAAGGUAGCUGAGCAGUCUACAUGAUCAGAUUGCCAAAGUAUUCAAGCCAGUGCUUUGCAGCUGCUUCCAUC
Messenger RNA from Baudoinia panamericana UAMH 10762, 1270 nucleotides. RefSeq lists its product as uncharacterized. Gene Ontology annotation, cellular component: U2-type spliceosomal complex. NCBI's taxonomy places the organism in Eukaryota, Fungi, Ascomycota, Dothideomycetes, Mycosphaerellales, Teratosphaeriaceae. Gene Ontology annotation, molecular function: metal ion binding. The coding region runs from base 287 to 1210 and encodes 307 amino acids. Gene Ontology annotation, biological process: snoRNA splicing. The record is from RefSeq and is a predicted model, not a curated record. The transcript has a single exon.